AGUCAGUCAGAGAGCCAUUUGCUGUGAGGGAGGCUGGAUGUGCAGACAACAAGCUGGUGCUGACAGGUGAAAUCUGUUGACCUGGCUGCUCCCGAGAUGUACCAACUGAUCUUAGCGGCACUUGUGGUGCUGCUCUGCUCUUCACCCUUGGUAAAUGGAGGGAAAGUCCUGGUGUUCCCCUGUGAUGGAAGCCACUGGAUCAACAUGAAGGUCCUUGUUGAGGAGCUUCACUCCAGAGGCCAUGAAAUCACAGUCAUGCGUCCAGCAGACAGCUGGUACAUCAAGCCAGACUCCCCGUUCUACAAGUCCAUAACAAUAAAUUCUCCCGCUGGUUUUGAUGAAGAACAAUUUGGAUCAUUUGUAAAAACAAUGGUCAACUUGCGGCGGGAUGGUGCUUCACUUUGGACUCGUAUAUCUCUGGAGUAUGAACUGGUGGAACAGUUCUAUGAGAUGCAUAAGAAGUUGAUUCAAAUGACGGGGGAGAUGUUUGAGAAUACCAAAAUGAUGCAGAGCCUCCGUGAUGCCAAAUAUGAUUUGGUUUUGACAGACCCUGCGCUGGGUCCAGGGGUGCUUCUCGCUCAUCGUUUGGGUCUUCCACUAGUCUUUAAUGUGAGGUGGACUAUUCAAGGUGAUGGGCAUCAUGCAAUUGCACCUUCCCCGCUCUCCUAUGUCCCAAUACCAGGGUCAGAGCUGAGUGACAAGAUGACCUUUACUGAGAGAGUCAAGAACGUCCUUUACUAUUUCUUCACUUGUUUUCAAAUUUGGUAUGUCACAGACCAAAACUACAAACCAUUUGUUCAUCGUUACUUUGGUAAAGAUGUACACUACAUAGAGCUGUUUCAGGCGGCAGACAUCUGGCUGAUGAGGAAUGAUUUUACCUUUGAGUUCCCACGACCCACAAUGCCAAACAUCAUCUAUAUGUCAGGCUUUCAAUGCAAACCCUCCAAACCCCUGUCGAAAGAAUUAGAGGACUUUGUCCAGAGCUCUGGUGAGCACGGCGUCAUCGUUAUGACAUUGGGAACCCUGGUGGCAAAACUUCCUGAUGACAUCGCUGAGGAAAUUGCCGCAGCUUUCGCCCAGCUUCCUCAGAAGGUGCUCUGGAGACACAAAGGCAAAAAACCAUCCACCCUCGGCAACAACACCUUGAUCUUGGACUGGCUGCCCCAAACUGACCUCCUGGGUCACCCCAAGACCAGAGUGUUUGUGGCCCACGGAGGCACCAAUGGAAUACAGGAGGCCAUCUACCAUGGUGUCCCUCUGGUCGGCCUGCCCCUCAUGUUCGACCAGCCUGACAACUUCUCCAGGAUGAAAGUAAGAGGUGUGGCCAAAGUCCUGGACAUUGCAACUGUGAACAGAGACAACUUCCUGGAGGCGCUGAAGGAGGUACUCUAUGACCCAACCUACAGGGAGAAGAUGAAGGCGCUGUCCAACCUGCAGAGAGACCAGCCCAUGGAACCACUGGACCGGGCCAUGUUCUGGAUCGAGUUUGUCAUGAGGCACAAAGGAGCAGCACAUCUGAGGACAGAGUCGUACAAGAUGUCCUGGAUCCAGUACCACUCAGUUGAUGUGGUGGCGUUUCUGCUGGCAGUUGUUUUGCUAGGAUUUGCUGUUUUCAUUUGUGCAGUUAAAUUUUUGUGGCGAAGAGUGUUUUCUGGAAGCAAAGUCAAAAAGGAAUGAAAAACGUGCUUAAAGUUGGUUGUGUCAGAUUCCCUGGAUCCAGUAAAAAAAAAAAAAAAACAUUAGUAAACUAUUCUGCUCUGUAUUCAGAGUCCUGAGCAGGCUGCAAACAGUCCGACACUGGUACCCCAGCACACCUAAGUGUGUGUGUAUACAUCCACAAACCUCACAGUGUUUCCCAUUAAUUGCCUAGACUGUGGCUCACCAGAGUUUCAUAAUGAACCGUACAUAUUGUUGCACUUGUCAUUAGAACAUUAAAGACUAAUGCUGUGUUCUUUGCUAUGUCCUCACAAUUCAAAUCUAUACAACCAAGCAACCAAGAAAAAUAAAGAAUACUGCAGUUCCUUGAAUGGCCACUUGAGGCUGACUCCAAAAGCGAGUCAAUACCCAUAGACCCCCCUGUUAAAAUGUCAGACUUUACAGCAGAAUUGAGCAUGUUUACAGCCUGGUGCAAAAACUGGUUUUGUUCUCAAUAGCUAAAUGCGUCAUUCAUGACAGCUGUACGGGCAGUACAUUUUUAUAUAGCUACCGUCUACAGUAACUACAGUCUAUGAGUCAGAUCCACCCAUUGCUUCUCCACAGCUUCACCCCCUCGUCCAAAUAUGGUCACAUCUGGCCCCAAAAAUCCAAGAUGGCAACAGUCAAAAUGCCACAUUGAAGGCUUCAAAACGUGAGUCAACAAGCCAGUGGGUGACGUCUAUGCAUACAACCAAUGUGUUUAUGCAAGGUUCAACAAUAGGGAAUGCCCAAGGGCCAGACCCAGGCCAGUGGGCCAGUAAAUAUAAUCAGACAGUUGCUGUUUCGGGCCAGUACUCACAAAAGAAAAGGAAGCGGAAGAAAACAUUUCAUCGCUUUGCAAGCGACAUUACAACAUGUGCUUUUCUCUCCAAGACUUUGCCUUGCUAUGCCAGUGUCUGUCUCCAACUUUAGUGGAGACAGAUUUACUGAAGUACAAAAAUAGUUUACAAGACCACAAAGUUCUUCAUAGAUCUGUAGCCUCUUAAUUUCCCCCCAGAGUUCACCAGAUUUAUGCAUUUCACUUUAAAAUGUACAAAAUUUUCUUCUGGGUGAGCAUGCCACCAGAGCCCUCUAAAGGGUCCAAGGUCCACCGACCGCAGUCUCACAAAAUCCUGUGCAAAACACUACCUUAUAUCACAUAACAACCUCAGCCAAAGACCUCAUGUUUCUGUUCUGUUCUGUUCUGUUGUUUGGUAAGCAGCAUGUCUCAAAAAUCUGUAAAUAAUUAAAUACUAUCUGGUGGAAAGUUUGACCUUUCGUCAAGCCAACAGCUUUUAGUCUGCAUCCAGGGAUGGUUUUGAGGAAUUACUCGGAGAGGGUUCUUUAACAUUUUUCUAUUCUCAUUAACCACUGUACUGGCUUUAAUAAAAUUAAAUUAGCUUGAUUUAUGAAAACUGACAUAUAUAUUUUGUGAUUUUUUGUCACUAGCGGUGGGUGAUGAUUUAAUACCAUUUAUAAUUUUUAGUAAUAAUAUGAUGUUGACAUGUUUUUGUUCCACUAAUUCAUGUUCUACAAAUAAUGAUUUUGAGCAAGCUGUAUGUGCAAAAGAAAAAGUUUAAUAAAGCAUUUUAAGAGUUU
Epinephelus lanceolatus (giant grouper) is the source of this 3273-nucleotide messenger RNA. NCBI's taxonomy places the organism in Eukaryota, Metazoa, Chordata, Actinopteri, Perciformes, Serranidae. The record is from RefSeq and is a predicted model, not a curated record.